CUGGGUUCGAGAGGGAGGCGAGACCCCGCUGGGAACUCUUUUUCGUGGCGGAGGCUGCCGCCGGUCGCGGACGUUUCACGACGGGGGAGGUGCUGUACGUCCAAGAUGGCGGCGCCCUGUAGGCUGGAGGAGCUGUGAGUGACCAUGAAAGACACCAGGUUGACAGCACUGGAAACUGAAUUACCAAGUGUCCCCAGGUCAGUCUGGUAGUGGCACCAAUGAAAAGCCUUCAGAAUCUUUAACGAACGUCCUGGACCCGGCACAGCACAUCCGUGUAAGAUAAUGGCCCAACAAGCGAACAUCGGGGAGCUGCUCUCCAUGCUGGACUCCUCCGUGCUGAGUGUGCGUGAUGACGUCACAGCUGUCUUUAAAGAGAAUCUCACUGCCGACCGUGGUCCGAUGCUUGUAAACACCUUGGUGGAUUAUUACCUGGAAACCAAUUCUCAACCGGUAUUGCAGAUCCUGACGACCUUGCAAGAGCCACACGAUAAGCACCUCUUGGACAAAAUGAAUGAGUACGUGGGCAAAGCCGCCUCUCGGUUAUCCACCCUCUCCCUGCUGGGGCACGUCAUAAGGCUGCAGCCAUCUUGGAAGCAUAAGCUCUCUCAAGCACCUCUUUUGCCUUCUUUACUAAAAUGUCUCAAGAUGGACACUGAUGUCAUCGUCCUCACCACAGGCGUCUUAGUGCUGAUAACUAUGCUGCCAAUGAUCCCACAGUCAGGGAAGCAGCACCUGCACGACUUCUUUGACAUUUUUGGCCGUCUUUCGUCGUGGUGCCUCAAGAAACCAGGCCACGUGACAGAAAUCUACCUUGUCCAUCUCCACGCCAGUGUGUAUGCUCUCUUUCAUCGCCUCUAUGGAAUGUACCCUUGCAACUUUGUCUCUUUUCUGCGGUCUCACUACAGUAUGAAGGAGAACUUGGAGACUUUUGAGGAAGUGGUCAAGCCAAUGAUGGAACACGUGCGAAUUCAUCCGGAAUUAGUGACUGGAUCCAAGGACCAUGAACUGGACCCUCGGAGGUGGAAGAAAUUAGAAACACAUGAUGUUGUGAUAGAGUGUGCCAAAAUCUCUCUGGACCCUACAGAAGCCUCCUAUGAAGACGGCUAUUCUGUGUCUCACCAAAACUCAGCCCGCUUUCCUCAUCGUUCAGCCGAUGUCACCACAAGCCCUUAUGUUGACACACAGAAUAGCUAUGGGAUUGCUGCCUCCACCCCUUACUGCACAUCCCGGCUGUCGUCGUUCAGCUCGCCAGGGCAGCUGCCUCCGACUCUGAGCGCCCCGUCGACACGGCCGUUAACUGAACCGCCACAAGCUACCUUUUGGAGCCCGUCUGUGGUUUGUGGUAUGACCACUCCUCCAACGUCUCCCGGAAAUGUCCCACCCGAUUUGUCACACCCUUACAGUAAAGUCUUCGGUACAACUGGUGGGAAAGGGACUCCUCUGGGAACCCCGGCGACCUCACCCCCUCCAGCCCCGCUCUGCCACUCGGAUGACUACGUGCACAUUUCACUCCCGCAGGCCACAGCUGUACCCCCCAGGAAGGAGGAGAGAACAGACUCUGCGAGGCCGUGUCUGCAGAGACAACACCAUCUUCCGAAUGACAGGGGACCAGAAGAACUGUCUGGCAGCAAAGGUUCUGUCACUCUAAGUGACCUUCAGGUGUUUCUCGGUAACCUGGCCUUUGAAGAAGACAGCAUAGAAAAAGACAAAGAAGAAGCGGCAAUAUCUAAAGAACUUUCUGAGAUCACGACGGCCGAUGCUGAGCCCCUGGUUCCUCGAGGAGGCUUUGACUCUCCCUUCUACCGAGACAGCCUCCCGGGCUGUCCGAGGAAGACCCAUUCCGCUGCCUGCGGUGCUCAGGGUGCCAGUGUGAAUGCUGAGCCUUUGAACUCCUCCCUGGACAAGCUUGGGCCUGACACACCAAAGCAAGCGUUUACUCCCAUCGACCUGCCCUGUGGGGGCGCCGAGGGCAGCCCUGCCGGGAACAGGGAGCGCCAGACUUCUCUGCAGACCAGUAUCCUCACUCCCAGCCCUUGUAAAAUCCCACCUCAGAAGGGCGCCGGCUUUGGAAGUGGGCAGCCUCCCCCGUACGAUCACCUGUUUGAGGUGGCGUUGCCAAAGACGGCCCAUCAUUUUGUCAGCAAGAAGACCGAGGAACUACUACAGAAAGCAAAAGGACACACCGCGGAAGACUACAGGCCCUGCAGCUCCCCGGUGGAGGUGCUGGACAGGCUGAUCCAACAGGGAGCAGACGCACACAGCAGGGAGCUGAACAAGUUGUCUUUACCGAGCAAGUCUGUGGACUGGACCCACUUUGGAGGCUCUCCUCCCUCAGAUGAGAUCCGCAGCCUCCGUAACCAGCUGCUUUUACUGCACAAUCAGUUGCUCUAUGAGCGUUUUAAGAGGCAGCAGCAUGCUGUCCGGAACCGACGGCUGCUCAGGAAGGUGAUCCGAGCCGCGGCCCUGGAGGAGCACAACGCAGCCAUGAAAGACCAGUUGAAGUUACAAGAGAAAGACAUCCAGAUAUGGAAGGUCAGUCUGCAGAGAGAACAAGCCAGAUACAGUCAGCUGCAGGAGCAGCGGGACACAGUGGUCACCCAGCUCCACAGUCAGGUCCGACAGCUGCAGCACGACCGAGAAGAAUUCUACAACCAGAGCCAGGAGUUACAGACGAAGCUGGAGGACUGCAGGAACAUGGUGGCCGAGCUGCGCCUGCAGCUGAAGAAGGCGAACAGCAAGGUGUGUCACACGGAGCUUCUACUCAGCCAGGUCUCUCAGAAGCUCUCAAACAGUGAGUCGGUCCAGCAGCACAUGGAGUUCCUGAACAGGCAGCUGCUGGUUCUCGGGGAGGUCAACGAGCUGUAUCUGGAGCAACUGCAGAACAAGCAUUCAGACACCACAAAGGAAGUAGAAAUGAUGAAAGCUGCGUAUCGGAAAGAACUAGAAAAAAACAGAAGCCACGUUCUCCAGCAGAAUCAGAGGCUUGACACCUCCCAAAAAAGGAUUUUGGAACUGGAAUCUCAUCUGGCCAAGAAAGACCACCUUCUUUUGGAACAGAAGAAGUAUUUAGAGGAUGUCAAACUACAGGCAAGAGGACAGCUGCAGGCUGCAGAGAGCAGGUAUGAGGCUCAGAAAAGGAUUACCCAAGUGUUUGAAUUGGAGGUUUUAGACUUAUACAGCCGGUUGGAGAAAGAUGGCCUCCUGAAAAAACUUGAAGAAGAAAAAACAGAAGCAGCUGAAGCGGCAGAAGAAAGGCUCGACUGUUGUAAUGACGGCUGCUCGGAUUCCGUAACAGGGCACAGUGAAGAGGCAUCUGGCCACAACGGGGAGGCCAAGCCCCCCAGGCCUGGCAUCGCCCGGGGCAGCAGUGGGAGUAGAGGCGGCGGCGGCAGCAGCAGCAGCAGCAGUGAGCUUUCCACCCCUGAGAAGCCCCCCAGCCAGAGGGCGGGCCCGUUCAGCAGUCGGUGGGAGUCGGCCAUGGGCGAGCCGUCUUCCAGCAUCCCUGCGACUGUCGGCUCACUUCCCAGUUCCAAAAGCUUCCUGGGCAUGAAGGCGCGAGAGUUAUUUCGGAAUAAGAGUGAGAGUCAGUGCGAUGAGGACGGCAUGACCAUCAGUAGCCUUCCUGAGGCCCUAAAGACAGAACUGGGCAAAGACGCGGGCGUAGAAGCCAAGCCUGCCUUGACCGUGGACGGCCCGCACCCGUCCCCCCCCACCCCGGACAGUGUUGGACAGCUCCGUAUCAUGGACUACAACGAGACCCAUCAUGAACACAGCUAAGGCUGCUGGCCCAUCAGUGUUAACUUGCGUAUUGCUGACAUAGAACAGGAGGUGUGGACGCACGUUUCAAAGCUUUCCUGUUUCCAGGGUUUGAGUGGCUAGCUCACGCAGUGGAAAUGGGAUGGAGGUCCUUUUGACAGUUGACUGAAUGCGGAACGGUUUUUGGAUCUGGCAUUGAAAUGCCUCUUAACCUUUCCCUCGACCCACCCCCAAACCUCUCUCUCAUUUACCUAGCAGUGUGUACUAAUCCGAGGGCCAGUUUGCAUUCCUCAGUAGUUUUAUUUUCUUCCUUUCCCCCCCAAAUGGUCGCGUCCUUUGAACCAGUGCAAUAUGAGGCCAAAUUUAAUCUCUGAGUCUAACACACCACUCUCUCCUGAAGCUCAGAUAACUGGGUUGGCUCCCCGUGAGCCCAGAUGAUUGGGGGUACUGCAGGUAAGUCUGCUUUUCUCCUUUUCCGGGAGGACAUAGCAUGCAAAGCUGUCCCCCUUCAUGUGGAAGCUUUUCCAUGAGAUUUCUUCGCUGCUUUUGGUUCUGAAGUUUAGCAUGUAAAGCAGCAGGUCUGGAAAAACAAUGGUUUGGUCACCCUUACAUUCUUUUGGCGGUUCUCAUAAGCUUCCUAGAAAGUUCUAUGCGAACAGACAUCCGUUGUUUGGAAAGUCUGGAGCUGGCACUGUGGAGACCACCCUCCCCUUUGGGAAUGCUUAUCCCCUUCCCCACUACCUCUUAUUUAUUUGGUGUUUGCUCGAACGCUGGUACUGUUCCGACCUCAGGCUGGUGUGUGAGUGGGAAGCCUGCUCCCUGCACGACGGAAGGAA
This is a messenger RNA of Rhinolophus ferrumequinum (greater horseshoe bat), 4592 nucleotides long. It is a transcript of the gene TSC1, whose product is annotated as TSC complex subunit 1. Bases 283 to 3777 code for a protein of 1164 amino acids. Gene Ontology annotation, cellular component: TSC1-TSC2 complex. The record is from RefSeq and is a predicted model, not a curated record. Gene Ontology annotation, biological process: regulation of cell cycle; negative regulation of cell population proliferation; negative regulation of TOR signaling. The transcript has 23 exons. Lineage: Eukaryota; Metazoa; Chordata; Mammalia; Chiroptera; Rhinolophidae.